Molecule: messenger RNA, 1408 nt
Organism: Girardinichthys multiradiatus
Lineage: Eukaryota; Metazoa; Chordata; Actinopteri; Cyprinodontiformes; Goodeidae
Exons: 3
Coding region: 182-1144 (320 amino acids)
Molecular function (GO): catalytic activity
Source: RefSeq, a predicted model, not a curated record
GUCCGCCAUUAAAUCUAGAAGAAGUUGUCCUAGUGAGCCGUAUGAACCAUGACUCUAGUGAACAUCCAUUUUUCUGACGUCUUUCUACCGUGAUUAACUUGGUUUGGAGCUUCUACCAUUUUCUAGCUUUUGUGUUUUUGUACAAUCCCUCAUUUCCGGCCGAUUAAAGAAGUAGAGUUUUAUGCUGGUAAGGUUCAUUUUUCGCAGCAUGUCCUCCAUUUUAUCUCGUCAUGUAAUCUGGCAGUCGGAGGGGCUGGUGGCCUACCUAAACCCCCAGCCCUGGACUCCAGGCUCUGUGAUCCUGGAGAGCAGUGAUCCAGGCAUCCCAGGAGGCAGCAUCUUCCACCUCAAAGAGUCAGAGUACUUAACCUGGCUGCUGGGGGCGAGGACCGUAGCUGAGCUGCUGUGUGACAGACUGGGGGUUCAGAGGUGUGCUCUGGUUAGCAGACCCCACAGAGAUAUGUCUGCUCAGAUCCGUGUUCUGCCACUUCAUGGUCUGGAUGCAGAGUGGCGCACCCACCUCGCUGGAGAAGAGGAGCACAAUGCUCACGAUCCGGGUUACUGCACCUCCAAGACUGCGCCUCGAUGGAGUGAUGCCAGCCUGACUAAUAUUCAGAACAAAAUCAGGACCAAGCUGCCCCUCCCCAACGCCCCACCUGAUCACACGUUCCUCGGAGAAGAUCCAGCUCACGGCGGCCUUUUCUCGCGUAUCGUUCGUGGGGAGGAGCAGCAGUGGCGUGUGUGGGAGGAUGAAAGACAUGUUGCCUUUCUCACACCGUUCCCCAAUUCUCCUGGCUUCACUGUGCUGGUUCCACGGCGACCUCUGACCUCUGAUAUAUUCAGACUGCAGAAAGGAGAUUAUGAAGCGCUGGUGUUGGCUACCAGGAAGGUGUCAAUGCUCCUGGAGGAGGGACUUGGUGCCUGGGGCGUGGGGCUUAUUUUUGAAGGCUUUGAAAUCGACUACGCUCACACCAAGUUGAUACCGCUGCUUCCACCUUCAUCCUCAGGGAUUGAAACCAAUGCUGCCAAACCUCUGACCUCUCAGUACUACCAUACUUACCCUGGUUAUGUCACUUCACAGGAUGGACCUGAGGCUAACUCAGAUGAUCUGAAGAAGAUGCAUGCUAAAAUUACUAAAGAAUAAUGCUGCAUGCUGUUUAUUUUAAGCUAAUUCAUUUUUACUAAGUAAUUAAUCAGCCUCAACGGCUUCUUUGCGAAGUAUGCUUGUAUUCCUUCAGCAAGCAUAUAAAUUACAUUAAAAUCAAACAAGUAAACUGUUAUUGUUCCAAUAAAAAGAAAAAUAUGUUGACAUUUCAUUCAGAAAUUAAAUAUCUGAUUAAAACCUUGUGGAUACUAACAUCUCAGUUAAGUUAUGCAUUCAUUAAAAAUUGUGAUCUUACAAAUAAGA